Messenger RNA from Formica exsecta, 3613 nucleotides. It is a transcript of the gene Gprk1, whose product is annotated as G protein-coupled receptor kinase 1. The record is from RefSeq and is a predicted model, not a curated record. The transcript has 15 exons. The coding region runs from base 932 to 2995 and encodes 687 amino acids. Gene Ontology annotation, molecular function: ATP binding; G protein-coupled receptor kinase activity; G protein-coupled receptor binding. Lineage: Eukaryota; Metazoa; Arthropoda; Insecta; Hymenoptera; Formicidae. Gene Ontology annotation, biological process: protein phosphorylation; regulation of signal transduction; G protein-coupled receptor signaling pathway.
GAAUGUGAAGUGCGAGUAGUGUGAGUCAGUGAGUCUGUGAGUCGUCGACUGUCGGGCGGGCAGUCGUGAACUUGUGGUUGUUCCCGUUGUUUUUUUGCCAGUGCGCCUACUGCGUUCGUAACGCGUGAAAUUUUUCCGCGUCUCGUCUCGGAGUGAAUGCGCGCGUCCGAUCACCCCGAUACGUCAUUAAUCUCGAAUCGCUCUGCGUAGUUGACGCGCGACGUCAAUCGCGUACACGGGCGUGACGAGAGGAACGGUACAUCGCGUCGCGUUAAAAUGGGAGCUCGCGCGGCCGAAAAGAGGCCAGAGCUUCGUCGCGGCGCGUAGUCUUAUAUACGUGCGAGAGGCGAUAUUGUAAAAGAAGAAGAGAAGUGUCGUCGCACAUUCCGAGAGGAUAACGGAGAAGGAUAGAGCGAAACGAGGCGAAGGAAGGAGCGCGAAAGAGGGAGAGACGGAAAGAAACAGAAAGAGAGAGAGAGAGAGAGACAAGAAGAGAGCAUCGUCCUCCGAAGCGUCGUGUUGCUCGCUCCGUGUCACGAUCAUUCGUCGAUUGACGUUCGUUCGUCAAUUAAGGAUCGUAUCUGUCAAUUGAGCGAGGCUCUUUCGACGCGCGUACGUUCGAUCGCACGGAAUGCUAUCCUCGCCACCGUCGUCAUCGUCGCCGUCGCCGUCAUCGUCGUCAUCGUCAUUGUCGGUGUUACGCUAAAAAUAUGCGGCAGUGAGAAACACACGGCGGAGCACCGCCCGUGGCAGAGCGAAGCGGCUGGCUCUCGGCUGCGUGUGCUAGGUCCGGAGGUGCCGGACGCGAGGGAAGAGAAGGAGGUGAAGGAGGAAGAGUUAGAGAAGGCAGGCAGGACCCCGCUCGACGAAGAAGAGGGGUUGAUCAUCGUGUUCGCGCGACAACCCAUCGACGAAAGGAUCAUCAAGGAAAAUGGCGGAUCUCGAGGCGGUGCUGGCCGAUGUCAGCUACCUGAUGGCCAUGGAGAAGAGCAAGUGCACGCCGGCCGCCCGUGCCAGCAAGAGGAUUAUUCUGCCGGAUCCUAGCGUUAGGAGCGUUAUGCACAGAUAUCUGGAGAAGAGUAACGAAGUAAACUUCGACAAAAUAUUUAAUCAAAUGUUAGGUUACCUUUUAUUCAAAGACUUCUGCGAGACUGUAGCGGAGGAACCGAUUCCGCAACUUAGGUUUUACGAAGAGAUCAAAGCGUACGAGAAGCUCGAAUGUCCGGAAGAGAGGAGAAAACUUGCGAGAGAGAUCUACGACAAUUACAUUAUGAAAGAGUUAUUGGCGCAUUCUCACGAAUAUUCUCAAGAGGCGGUAUCUCACGUGCACAAGUAUCUCAUGAAGAAUGAAGUCCCAGUUAACUUGUUCGAGCCGUACAUCGAGGAGAUUUUUAAUCAUCUGCGAGGGGAACCGUUUCAGAAAUUUCUCGAAAGCGAUAAAUACACUCGUUUUUGCCAAUGGAAAAACUUAGAGUUGAAUAUCCAGUUGACGAUGAACGACUUCAGCGUGCAUCGAAUAAUAGGCAGAGGCGGCUUUGGCGAGGUAUACGGUUGCCGGAAAGCGGAUACCGGCAAGAUGUACGCCAUGAAAUGCCUGGAUAAAAAGCGCAUUAAGAUGAAACAGGGUGAAACGUUAGCUCUUAACGAGAGGAUAAUGCUCUCGCUAGUCAGCACCGGAGUAGAUUGUCCAUUCAUAGUGUGUAUGACGUACGCAUUUCACACGGCCGACAAGCUAUGCUUCAUCCUGGAUCUGAUGAACGGCGGCGAUUUGCAUUACCACUUAAGUCAACACGGAGUCUUCAACGAACCGGAAAUGAAGUUCUACGCCGCGGAGGUGAUCCUCGGCUUAGAACACAUGCAUCGCAGGUACAUUGUCUACCGUGAUCUGAAACCCGCGAAUAUAUUGCUGGACGAGCACGGUCACGUCAGGAUAUCGGAUCUGGGACUAGCAUGCGAUUUCUCGAAGAAGAAACCGCACGCGAGCGUUGGCACGCACGGAUAUAUGGCGCCGGAGGUACUUUCGAAGGGCACUGCGUACGAUUCGAGUGCGGAUUGGUUCUCUUUUGGUUGUAUGCUGUACAAGCUCUUGAAAGGCCAUAGUCCGUUUAGGCAACACAAAACCAAGGACAAACACGAGAUAGACCGUAUGACAUUGACUAUGAAUGUUGAAUUACCGGAGACGUUUUCACGAGAGUUGCGAUCGCUGUUGGAAGGUUUGCUACAACGAGAUGUUAACAACAGACUCGGCUGUCGCGGCAACGGUACGGACGAGUUAAAGGCGCACCCAUUUUUCAGUGGUAUCGAUUGGCAGCAGGUGUAUCUGCAAAAAUAUACGCCGCCCUUAAUACCACCGCGCGGCGAAGUCAACGCCGCAGAUGCCUUUGACAUCGGUUCCUUCGACGAGGAAGACACGAAAGGAAUCAAACUGACGGAGGCGGAUCAAGAUCUAUACAAAAACUUUCCUCUGGUCAUCUCUGAAAGAUGGCAGGCUGAAGUAGCCGAGACUGUGUUCGAGACAAUCAAUAACGAAGCGGAUAAGUUGGAAAAUAAGAAAAAGGCGAAACAAAAGCAACGGUUUGACACGGAUGAGAAAGGUUCGGACUGUAUGUUACACGGUUAUAUAAAAAAAUUAGGGGGUCCAUUCGCGAGCGCAUGGCAAACACGUUACGCGAAACUUUAUCCAAAUCGGUUAGAAUUACAUCCAGAAUCUGCGACUAAGCCCGAGCUCGUGUUUCUCGAUCAGGUAGAGGAAGUCGGGGCAGACUUGCAGCUUGUUAAGGGAGAACAGUGCAUCGUAAUGCGCACAAGGGAUGCAAAGAUCGUACUUACGAAUGCCGACGAGAUAAGCUUGAAGGAAUGGGCGCUCUCGUUAAGAUCGGCUCACAAAUGCUCAAUGGAGAUGCUCGGCAAUAUGGCGAGGAAAGCAGGUAAGAUCUACGGGACUGAGCGGGACGCCGUGAUUCCGGCGACGCAGCGAUCCACAAACGGCAACUAGCCCAUCGUCGCCAUCACGUGCAACGUCGCACCAACAUACUCCAGUCCCACUGCCCCGCAGCAGCGACAGCAGCAACUUUUUUUAUACUAAUCGAAUGAUUGGGGAGAGUGGCGAUGGAUGAAGAAAGAGAUUUAAGUAGAGCGAGAGGAGCGUUUCUCGUGAAAUGGUAUCGAUGGCAAAACGCACUCGUACUGCCUCGUUCUCCGAAAGCUCGCUCUCAAUUUUUCGCUGCGGCAUUAAUAAAAAACAAACAAGUGGAUAAAAAUUCCUCUCUUGGCACAUCUCGAUCACAAACGGAACGUCCCAAAAAAUUCCGUUAUACGGCGGAUAGCGCUGCGCUGUGUAUUAUAGAGACUCUAGCCAAGUAGUAUCGUAUCGUGCGUACGUUCUCCCAGGGCCACGAGGAUAAUGCGCGCGUGCCCAUACACAACAUAUAUGAUACAUACACGCACGCACAUGUGAUACAAAAGAACACACACACACACACCCACAUAUACUUAAUCGCGGCUCCUUUUGGUCACUGGCGCGAACACGUAGGCAUCUCGUUAUAUUUGUACAUUAGUUGUAUGUGCAAUAUGUGACGUAGCGACUAGCGACCGACCGAGCGACGAACAAAAA